Molecule: messenger RNA, 2052 nt
Organism: Anthonomus grandis grandis
Lineage: Eukaryota; Metazoa; Arthropoda; Insecta; Coleoptera; Curculionidae
Gene: Pdk1
Product: 3-phosphoinositide-dependent protein kinase 1
Exons: 10
Coding region: 417-1922 (501 amino acids)
Biological process (GO): peptidyl-serine phosphorylation; intracellular signal transduction
Molecular function (GO): ATP binding; protein serine/threonine kinase activity
Source: RefSeq, a predicted model, not a curated record
UGUUUGUAACGUCAGAUUUACGUCAAAUUAUAGGGAAAUCCUCUGGGAAAAUCGAGCUUCAUUCACUGUUCACUGCAAUUUAUCCAAUUUUAACAUUAUUAAUGUGUGGACCAUAAAUGAAAAAUUAGAAUCAGUUGUUAUCUGUGAAUACGUAAUUAGGUCCUAACUGCCAAUAGAUAAAUCAAAAUCAUUCCUUGUCUCUCUGUUGAAUGAAAGUGAUCUAGGUUUAAAGGUCAUAUUUUUACUAUUCUGGUUAGUCUUGUGACGUAAACUGAACUUAUCUUUUGUGAAUUUAUUAGUUGGCGGUUUUCAUGGGUUUCCACACGGAUGACGCGUGCUGUGUGACGUAUCCCAUCCUUGGUUUAAAUUGAAAAGUAAAAAAAAUCCAAGUGUUCCCAGAACAACAUUUAUUUAAGAUGACACUACCAAAUAAAGGUCAGGACCAGACUGAAGUCAAAAAGAAGACUCCACAGGAUUUCAUAUUUGGGAAAGUCAUUGGCGAGGGAAGCUUCAGCACAGUAUAUUUGGCAAAAGAUGUUCAAACUAAUAUGGAAUUUGCCAUUAAGAUUUUGGAAAAAACCCACAUAAUCAGAGAAAAAAAGACAGAAUAUGUUAUGAGAGAGAAAGAAGUACUGAGAAUCUUAGGCAGUUCCUGUCGGUACUUUGUACAUCUGUACAGCACUUUUCAAGAUGUUGAACGGCUGUACUUUGUACUGUCCUAUGCCAAAAAUGGAGAACUUCUAAAACAUAUUAUUUUACAUAAGAAAUUUAGUUUUGAUUGCACAAGGUAUUAUGCAGCCGAGCUGGUCUUGGCCUUGGAAUACCUAAACUCAAAGAAUAUAGUGCAUAGAGAUUUAAAGCCAGAAAAUAUUUUGUUUGAUAAUAAUUUUCAUAUUCUGAUAACUGAUUUUGGCAGUGCCAAGAUUGAAAAAAAAUCAGAAAUACAAGCUAAUGGUGAUACUGACCAUAGUGUUCAAGGACCUAGAAGGAGAAGAAAUAGUUUUGUAGGAACAGCGCAAUUUGUGAGCCCAGAAAUGCUUCAGGAGUCGAAAUCGUCGUUUGCAUCAGAUUUAUGGGCACUUGGUUGCAUUGUCUAUCAGAUGGCUUCAGGAAAAAUGCCUUUCACAGGUGGAAGUGAAUAUUUGAUAUUCCAAAAAAUUAUUAAAUUGGAAUACCAAUUUCCUGAAGAUUUUGAUGAUACCAUCAAAGACUUUGUUGAAAAGUUGCUUGUGUUAGAACCGAAUAGGAGGUUAGGAGCUUCAGACUCAAUCCCUUACACAAGUUUACGCGCUCACAAGAUGUUCGAAGGGAUUAAUUGGAAUGAUCUGGGUCCGCCUCCUAAACUGAGCAGUGAUACUUCAACGCUCAUCAAAAGUCAAGACUCAAGCCCGGAUAUCUCGGAAAACUUGGAGCCUGGACUCGAUAAUCAAAAAGUUUCCCGGUUGGUUCUAAAAGAUAUGCUUCCGGAAGUAAUUGACGCCAAAUCCAAAACGGAACGUAAAAAGUCGGAGGCUAAUAGGAAAAUUACAGAAGUAUCUCAGGAGGAAUUAGAAAAAAGACUGCAAGCUCAGAGGAGCAAUCCUUUUAGUGUUUUUGUGGAAGGCAAUUUGAUACUGAAGCAAGGCUUGAUAGAUAAAAAGAAAGGCCUGUUCCCGCGCAGAAGAAUGUUCCUUCUCACCUUAGGGCCUCAUUUGUAUUACGCUGAUCCGGUCACGAUGACAUUUAAAGGCGAAGUGCCUUUUUCGGCAGAUUUGAGAACCGAAGCCAAAAAUUUUAAGACUUUUUUUAUUCAUACACCGAAUAGGAAAUAUUAUUUAGAAGAUCCGGAAGGUUACGCAUUGGAAUGGUGCAAUGCGAUAGAUCAAGUGAAAGAACACUAUUUUCCCUCCGGGCAGGUACCGAAGGAAAAUUCGAUUCAAUAAAUUAAUAAUUGAGUAUUUAGCUAAUUAUUCGCGAACAGAUCUAGUAAUGGAAGGCGUAUUAAACAAGUUAACAAUAUUGUGCAUUGCUAGAUUUAAUAUUUAAAUAUUAUAGCAAAAUUAUUUUCCAGAA